CACCCCGGGACCAGGCAAACCUGUCAUCAAUAACGCAUAUCCACAUUGCAAGAAUCGUGAGAGACAAUCAUCAAUCUCAUCUUACUCGUAUACGUCCUACAUUCAGCAGGACAUCUCCUACGCACAACCCACUUCACCAUGUCCAGACUCGCCCCCUUGGUUAUCGACAAUGGUACCGGUUAUUCCAAGUCGGGAUUCGCUGGAAACUCGGAGCCCUCUUUCGUCUUCCCCACAGCCAUCGCGACUCACGCCUCCCCCUCGUCAUCUUCCUCCUCGAACGCUGGUGGACGAGGUCCUCCUGUUGCCAACAAGCCCGGACAUCUAGCUUCCAAGCGGGGGAUCGACGACCUCGACUAUUUCAUUGGAGACGAAGCUGUAGCCAACGCAAAGACCUACAACGUCCACAGCCCGAUCAAACAUGGGCAGAUUGACAACUGGGACUUGAUGGAGAGGUUUUGGGCCAAGACGAUCUUCAAGUAUCUGAGGGCUGAGCCGGAGGAUCAUUAUGUUCUGCUCACCGAGCCUCCUCUCAACGCUCCCGAGAACAGGGAGAACACGGCCGAGAUUAUGUUCGAGAGCUUCAACGUCCAAGGCUUAUACAUUGCCGUCCAGGCCGUAUUGGCCCUCGCGGCCUCGUGGUCUAGUAACAAGGUCGCCGAUCGAACAUUGACGGGUGUGGUCAUCGAUAGUGGUGACGGUGUUACCCACACCAUCCCCGUAGCCGACGGAUACGUCAUCGGGUCCUCGAUCAAGCACGUCCCGAUUGCCGGUAGGGAUAUCACUCAGUUCGUCCUCAACCUCUUGAGAGACCGGGGUGAACAGGCGAUUAUCCCGCCCGAGGACCAGUGGAGGGUGGCUGAGAAGAUCAAGGAGGAUUACACAUACGUCUGUCAGGACAUCGUCAAGGAGAUCAAGAAGACCGAUGCGGAUCCCUACAAGUACUUUGCAAGGUUCACCGGCGAGCACAGCGUCACCGGAAGGCGUUACGACGUGGACGUCGGAUACGAGCGGUUCUUGGCACCUGAGAUCUUCUUCAACCCGGAAAUCUACUCGUCGGACUUCUUGACCCCCUUGCCCGAGGUCGUCGAUACCGUCAUUCAGACCAGUCCGAUCGAUGUCAGACGAGGGCUUUACAAGAACAUUGUCCUCUCUGGAGGUUCGACCAUGUUCAAGGAUUUCGGCAGGAGGUUGCAACGUGACGUAAAGCAUAUCGUCGAUGGGAGGAUUGCCAACAGCGAGACUGCGAGUGGUAGUCACAUGCGAUCAAGCGGAGUCGAGGUAAACGUUAUCUCGCACAAGAGACAACGGUUCGCCGUCUGGUACGGAGGAAGCUUGAUGGCGUCGCUCCCCGAGUUCUACAAUGUCGCCCAUACCAAGGCGCAAUAUGAGGAAUUCGGACCGAGCUUGGUCCGGAGGUUUUCGGUCUUUGGCAGCGCCUCGUAAAGCGACGUCGCCACCAGCGGAGAUGAGGUUAGGGAUGAUUUGCGAAGGAGGUUGUGAGUUCGAAAGAAAAAGGACGAUCAAUAAGGAGAAGAAAGAAAGAAAGCGUCGAGGAUGGAGAGCUGAACCGGGAAGAUGGGGUAUCGAUCGCCUCUAUUUGUAUGCCAUUUGGGUUUCUGCAGUUGGUCUUGUUUAUUGUUCAUCGUUUGUGCUUGCGUCAUGUGGAUAUAUGAUUCGAUGUUUCGUGAA
Molecule: messenger RNA, 1689 nt
Organism: Filobasidium floriforme
Lineage: Eukaryota; Fungi; Basidiomycota; Tremellomycetes; Filobasidiales; Filobasidiaceae
Product: putative actin-like protein 3
Exons: 11
Coding region: 139-1443 (434 amino acids)
Biological process (GO): Arp2/3 complex-mediated actin nucleation
Cellular component (GO): Arp2/3 protein complex; actin cortical patch
Molecular function (GO): actin filament binding
Source: RefSeq, a predicted model, not a curated record